UCCGCUGCACACAGUGACGAUGCGGCUCUGUGCGACCUGCUCCGUGGCGCACCUGGGGUUGUUUUUGUCGCUCCUCAGCUUGUCAGAUUGUUUACAGGUGACGGUCCAACCAGACAAGGGUUCAGCGGUGACAGUGUCCACUGACCUGCCUGCGGAUCAGUGUGCUGUGUGCACAGUCAGUGGUGUGAAUGACACCCAGACCUCCUGCCACUCCUCUCUAUCUUUGGUACCUGAGGAAGAGGUCACGCUGCUGUUCAACUGCUCCCAGCCUCUUGAACAGGCGUACAAUGUCCGUAUUACCAGGAGCAUUGAAUGCAAGACGGAUUCCUGCAACCCAACAAUGGGAGAGGCUCAAACCUCCUUCCUAACAGAGUUCAGGAGAACCUUCGUCUGGGACAUAAAGGCGCCUGAAAAGACAGUCGUGGUUCUGAACAUCCUAGGAGAUGGACUCAACGAGAUGUCACAGCCAGAGUCAUGCCUUGAUGGAUGGAUGUACUCCGUGGCCCACCCGAAACCCAAUAACAAGGUCCAAACUCAAGCCUACUGCCGAGGUGGUUCUGUGACCCACUUAGACCUGAUCAAUGGAGCUACUGUGUCUCUGCAAGUUGAACCAAAGGCAGAAGUGGUUUCCGUGCUUUUCCAAGCCUCAGCCAAGCCACUGGUGGGCCGAACCAUGGAUAUAAGUAUUGAAUCUGGGACGACUGUGGUAAUCACCAGAAACCCAGAGGAACCUGAAUGCAACGUGUGCUCUGCUGAUGGUCCAGAUCCCACCUGCCACGCCACAGAACUGACGCUGACUAAAAGCCAAAACACCUCGCUGGAGUUCAGUUGCCCUAAGCCUCAGGAUGUGUUUAGUGUGUACAUCAAAAAGAAAAUAGAAUGCACCAAGGAUUCCUGCAACCCUGCUACAGGAGCAGUUCAGCCCGACCUCUUCAAGGACUUCAGAAGAACCCUAACAUGGGACAUGAGUGUACCACAAAAGACAGUGUUGUCUUUGGACUUUCCUGGUGAUGGACUGAAGGAGAUAUCUGGACCAGACAAAUGUCAAGAUGGCUAUCAUUACUCACUGAGCACAACUAAUAGUCAAGGAGAGGUCAAAAGUAAAGCAUACUGCAAGGGUGGACUUGUGUCUCAUCUGGAUCUGCUUGGAAAGACCACAAUGACUGUACAAGUCCCAAAGGAAGGAGAAUUGGAUUCAACUGCGUUCACUGUUAAAGCAGCACCAAGAAAGAGCAGAAUGAUGUCCGUGACUCCUGACCCUGACACCAUCGUCACCAUCAGCAGGCCUACAGCCGAGCCAGAUUGCACCAUGUGUGUUGACAAGGAGCCCAAUCAGAAAUGCAGUCCAACAUAUUUUCAGCUGAGAGAUGCCCGUAACACUUCAGUGGAGUUUAGCUGUCCUCAGCCUCAGGAGCUCUUCAGUGUGGAGAUAAACAGAGAAAUUGACUGCACAGAGACCUCCUGUGCUGGUGACAUUGUUCAGGCUGAGUCCUCCCUGUUCCCAGACUUCAACAGGACCUUCAGCUGGGAUCUGAAGGUUCCCGCCACUCGGGCCUUCCGACUGGACUUUCCCGAACCAGGAAUGCGACAGAUUCCCAAAGGGGAGAACUGUCCGGACGAGCACACCUACACCAUUGUGACCUAUCUGCGCAGUGGGCCAGCAAUCAUUGGCAAGUACUGCAAAGGCGGCACUGUGACGACCAUUCAGGUGCGCUACAAGGGCCGUAUGUUGCUUAACGUGCCAGGCGACAGGAAGUUGGAACCUUUGGAUUUCAAACUCAGUGUCGGGCCGGAGACAGACAUGCUGGCCAUCGUGAAAGUUAAGCUUCCACGAGGCGUAUCAGAGACGGACUUUGUCACAGCCAACUAUCCCGACAGUUUCCCUGAUGACCAGCAGAUGAUGUGGAACUUCAUCGUGCCCGGCAUGCACAACUACACGGUGCGUUUUCGAGAUCACACCGCUCCCGAAUGCCUCAAUAAGGAAGUGAUGGUGAAGUACGAGAAAGAAGACAAGAAGGUGACCCAACUGACCCUGACGGACCCUCAGCCGGAGCACGGGCAGGGCAACGUCAACAUGUCGCUGUUCAACUGUGAGACCAACAAGACACUACAGGGACUCACUCUGGCCUUCACAGUAUCUGUGAUGAGGAGUGGGCAUCCAGUUCUGUGCACAGUGGAUCUAACCAAAAAGCAAGGAGUUUCCCUGCAGCUAGAGAAAGUGGGCGCUGAUCCCUACUGUGAGAUGAGCAUCGACUCUGUUGUUAAACAGAAGAUUAAUGUUGCCAUGGGAACUAAAGCAAGCCUCUCCUUCCUUGACUGUCCAAAUGAAGAUGUACGUCUGACUGCCAGUAAAGAUAUUGAGUGCCUAAAUUUGAACUCAUGCUCUGUGAGUGGGACUCUGCUCACUGUCCCCAAGCUGGAUUCCUGCCUCCCGAUGCCCCUCCAUAGUUUCACCUGGCUCCUGAGCAUCCCCGAGCAUGGCACAGUGGAUCUGGAGUCCCCCACAGGGUCUCUCCGACAGUCCCUGCCUGGCCAGGAGUGCAACGGGUCUGUUUCCUUGCACGUGGCUGAGAGUGAUGGGUUUUCCAUUGGAGAUUUCUGCUCUAAAGGAAUCAUCCGCAAAGUCCAGGUGCACGCCAAUGUUUCUGUCACAGCUACAGGCAUAGACUUCGCCAAGAAAAGAGGGCCCUUUCUCAAUGUCUCCUUCAGUGAAGAGAUUUCAGAUCGCAUUAUUUACAGGGUCACUCCUAAGAUGUCUGAUCCGGCAUUACUGGCCACUCCCAACUGGCCUCAAGGUAUGAAGCCUUCCACCACCGUUUCCUGGAUUGUCACCCUGUCGAACCGAUACCGGGCGGCCGUGCAGUUUCUCAACGUCAGCCAGCCCAAAUGUGGCAAGAGCCACACGGGCAUCAAGGUCCAGACGCUGGGGUCUAAGGAGGAGAUGUUCAGCCGCAGGGAGGACGAGAAAAAAGAGGGCGAGUUAACCGUGCCAGAGAGCUUCUACCUCAACAUGUCCAACUGUUUACCAGAAGAGGGACACUUUGGAGCAGUGACUAAAGUCGUUUUAGAGAAGAAGACUAAUCUGCUAGCCAUCGCCCUUGGAAUUGCUGGAGCUCUUCUUUUUGUUCUCGCAGUGUUGGCUGUUGUAUGCUACGUCACAAAGAAAAAGAAGAAAGGACAGAUGAAAACAGAAUCAUCCAUCUAUAUCACCAAAGGGAACAUCUUCCGCCCGGGCGACAGGCACUUCUCCAAAGCGCGGUCUGACAAUGACUCCCACGUCUACGCCUCAAUAGACGAGACGAUGGUGUACGGGCACCUGCUGCCUGACUCCAGCUAUGCCGACAGCAUGGAGGACCGUUUCAAUGGAAUGCAGGUGGACUCCUACCAGACUUUCACCGGGCCCAGCGACAGAGGACUCCCUGUCAUAGUGGAGCCAGACGCAGACCCCGACAAGGACCAGUACAAGGCAUUCCUGGAGCCCUCAGAGACCUUCAUCCCGUCCCGACCCCGCACCCCCAUCGACCGUCAGGACAGCCUCGGCUUCCAGGACCGCAGGAUGGUGGACAAUGAAUUAUACACGUUCAAGAGCACAGGGGAAAUAAACACUAUUCGCCUCUCGGGUGUAGACCUGGAACCAGAGCCACCGGUUGAUGAAUGAGGAAUGACUCACAGUACUGUGACUGUGUGAUGGACUGCUGUUACUCAAGUCUCACUGCAGCUCUCAGCAUGGGGAACUGAGACUUAACUGUGCCUAAAUUACACUCAGGGAAUCUGGGUUCGGUCGGCUCGUGAAUGUGAUGUGGAUGUUUGAUGUCAGCCGGACAGUGGAGUGACAAUGGAGUCAUUUCUCAAGCUUCUACAAUAGAGGCUUUGAUCUUGUUAAUACUUGAUUUUAUCUCAUUUAAUUAAAUGUGUGUGACGUGGAUUCAUGAGCAAGGACACUGGGAAAAAUAUGCAAGUAGUUCUGCUCCUUUUUUUUUUUUAAGGUGUUUUUAAAAGUGGUUCUCAUGUUGUUUAUUAUCGAGUAUUUUUAAAGACCCAGAUCACGUCAUCUGUGUUUUUUUUUGUCUCUGUACAUACAGUUUACCAGUUUUUACAAUAAAUUCUGUCAAACUUGG
This is a messenger RNA of Myripristis murdjan (pinecone soldierfish), 4118 nucleotides long. It is a transcript of the gene cdcp1b, whose product is annotated as CUB domain containing protein 1b. The record is from RefSeq and is a predicted model, not a curated record. Bases 20 to 3658 code for a protein of 1212 amino acids. Lineage: Eukaryota; Metazoa; Chordata; Actinopteri; Holocentriformes; Holocentridae. The transcript has 14 exons.